AUGAGCUGGCCGUCGUUCUCGUCGAGCUCGUCUGGCGCGAUGAUGCUGCUAGCGCGGGCCAACAACGCCGUCGACGACGAGGAAGAGGAAGAAGGAGCGAUUGAGAACGAGAAUUGCUCAUCAUUUCCUCCAGCGCUGCCCGUCCACACCCACCGCCAACACGACCAGCAGCAUCCGUGGGCGAGUACACGCGGUGACUCUACGCGUCCAUCAGAAUAUUCGCUAUCCAGACACAAUAGCACCAGCAGCGGUAGCAGUGGUUUGCCGCCCUCUCUCCGCGGUCCACCAACGGCGCCCUCGCUCUUCUCUUCCUCUCAACCACUACAGCUUGAAAUUCCCGCAUGGCCACCGCCGCCUGAGGAGCCACGAAAACGCAAUUGGUUUGCAGUCUACGAUCCAAAUCUCGACCCGAAACGCUCUCGCGGAAAGGAAAUCAUCUUCCGAUACGAUGGCCGUGUCGAACCUGGCCAGCGAGAGCUCGAGAUUCGAGAUCCUCGCCUCGUCGCAAAAAAGGCUGGGAAAGACCUCACAGGAAGAGGCAUGAAGAAAUGGCGAGAGCUGUUUUAUACAUUGGAAUGGGAGUACGACAACAACUCGGUCGGACCCGCUCCGCCCACUUCGAUCCUCGUCAGCGGCCUCUCGCCGCUGACACCAUACCCCCACGUUCGUCGUCAUUUCAGCCAGCAUGCACCCAUCGUCGCAUUUGAAACGAAAGCUGAUUACUCGAGUGGUGCCCCCCUGGGGAUUGUGUUUAUCCGUUACGAUUCUCAUGAGACAGCAAAAAUGAUUGCACAGCGAGAGAAUGGGCAGAGGAUCGGAGUUGGAACCGAGGGCCUCGUCGUGACAGUCGAGCUGGACAAUGGCGAAAAGUGUAAGGAGCUCGUUGACCGAGAAAUUGCGGCCAGGCGGCGACGGGCCACGUCUGCGCAUGGACCAAACGGAGAUGAUGCUAAACGCGCCGGAUCGACAGGCACGCCAUUGAACGCGUCAGAAACGACGCCACAGCCGUCCCAACAACCCGCGGCUCCGGUGAAUCCAGCGCAUCCUUUCCUCCCAGCACGCCCCCCGCCUGCUGCCAUCCAGCAGGCAUUACCGCCGCAUAGUACAAGAAAGAUUGGUCAAGUCUCCUCUAGCUCGAGGGGUGCUAGCGUUUUGCUGGGAUCUCGUAUGGCUUCUACUCCCCCACCUUCGACGCCGCUGCCACAGCCGCCUUCGUCCAAAUCGGGCCUCUUGAAGCUCAGUGAUACCCACAAUGCGCAUAUUCGGACUCCGACACCUCCACCACCUACGACCGCUCCUCCUCCUGUCCCUUCUGCGCCACCACCAUCCUUUUCGAUGCCUCCGAGCUCGGCGCUAUUGUCUGCACGGGUCAAUGCGCCUGCACCACCCCCACCUUCCGAACCCCCGCCACCCUUGCCAAAGCCUCAAGACGAAGAAGAUAAAGAAGCAGCUCACGAGGCAUUGAUCCUAGUUCUCCAGAAGAAUGGAAAGGAGCACAUUCGCCUUGACGGCCUUCCUACAGGGCGAGGUGUCUUGGAUCGAAGUGGCAUGAUUGGUCUGCGAGAAAAGGAUGUGAUGGAGUUUUUCGAUGGCUUUGACCCCGACGAUGUUGUACACGACCACACUGGGUGGUAUGUUACCUUCCGAGACGCUUCUGCAGCACGGCGAGCCACGCUCAUUCUGGAUGGACGACCACUCAACCGUUACACUGUGAAGAUGAAUGUGUGCAACCCUCCGCACAAGGUUGUCGCUAAACCGAAAAAGUACAACGAGGCGGCGCUCGUCAAGGAAGUGCGAGAGAUGAUCGUCAAAGAGCUCAGGGCCCAAGCGGAAAGAGACGUCCGGGAGCGUGUCGUCGUCGAGCGCGUGCGAAUGCUCAUCGUCGAAGAGAGGAGUCGUCGCGAGAUUGAAAGUGCUGCCGGGGCCAACGCUGUUGCGAACAUAGACGAGGGAGGCAUGUCUCAAGAGCAACAGGAGAGGGAGGAUGCCAUGAUGGGUCUCAACGUCCUCAAGCGUAUCAAUGGACUCAAGGGCCUCUCCUUCAAACGGAAGAUGCAACAAGAAAGCAAACCAUCUCCGCUACGCCUCUCAAUGUCUCCAAACCAGAGAAGGCUAGGACCCUGUCCGAGUUCCCAAGCACAAGGCCCAUUCUCCGAACAGGACAUGGCCCUGUCGCUAGGGAUUAUCCUCGAUGACGAUCUUGCGGACAACGAUUUUCUGCCACCUGGAUCCUCGAGCAAGAAGCGCAAACCAAAAACGACGAAGGCAUCCAAAGCCAAAAAGGAGAAAUCGAGGAAGGAAGGACACGACGUUAUGGAUGGCAUAUCAACAUUGGUGGACGAUACUCCAUACAAGGUUCAAAUUCCUUCCUUUGAUAUUACAUCGCCUAUCCAACUCACUGUUCCUCAAUGGAGCUCUCCCUCUAAACCGCGGGUACAGCCUCUCCAGGGUGUGGCCGAGGCGGAGAAUGACUUGUCGUCUCGCCUAGCAAACAUGGAUCUCAACCUCGGAGACGAUGACGAAGACACGUACUUUGCAAAGAUUGUCUUAAUGCGAUACCUUGGUCAGGACCCCGACCAUGGCUUUGACCUAUCCGAUCCUGACCUAAAGGUCGCCUUUCCUCCACCACCUGCGCCGCCGAAAAAAGUUACUGUGUGGCGUGGGCAUACGUCUGGAUCGGCUCGCUCAGAGGGAUAUUACAAGAUUCCCAGUGCAGCAAAGGUAUCCUACGUUGAGCAAUAUGUCCACCGCGCGAAACGAACGGCUAGCGGUCCAGGAGGAAGCGGGCCAGGCGGGGCGGCGAACAAUGAGCCCAACAAGAUUACGGUCAACCAAGCAGCACUCAAGAAUGCCGUAUCAUCCCGCUCGAACCGGGCGAAUACACGGAGGAUGGCCCAGGGGCUUGAACAAAAGAAUAUGCUCCGACAAGCGCUGGCAAAUUCUCUUGCUGAAGCGAAUCCAGGCCAGCAAAACACCGUUGAUGCCGGCGCUGGCGGAGCGGGUGGUCAUGUCAGUGGUCAUGAUACACUUGCUGCUGCCCCCGAAGUUACGAUUAAAUUUAAUCAACUCCAGUCGCGAAAGAAGCAACUUCAAUUUGCCAGGAGCCCGAUUCACGAUUGGGGUCUGUAUGCGCUCGAGCGGAUUCCCAAGGGGGAGAUGGUCAUCGAGUACGUCGGUGAGGUCAUUCGACAGCAGGUUGCAGAGAAGAGGGAACGCGCGUAUGAGAGGAGUGGGAUUGGAAGCAGUUAUUUAUUUAGGAUCGACGAUGACUUGGUGGUCGAUGCCACGAAGAUCGGAAACCUUGGGCGUCUCAUCAACCACUCAUGUGAUCCAAAUUGCACGGCCAAGAUUAUCACGAUUGGCGGCCAGAAAAAGAUUGUUAUUUACGCAAAGGUGGACAUUCAUCCUGGUGACGAAGUUACGUAUGACUAUCACUUUCCAAUCGAAAACGAAAAGAUUCCGUGUCUCUGUGGAGCUGCCAAAUGUCGUGGUUUCCUCAACUAG
Serendipita indica DSM 11827 is the source of this 3504-nucleotide messenger RNA. NCBI's taxonomy places the organism in Eukaryota, Fungi, Basidiomycota, Agaricomycetes, Sebacinales, Serendipitaceae. The record is from the annotation of a GenBank genome assembly.